Molecule: messenger RNA, 1452 nt
Organism: Aspergillus tanneri
Lineage: Eukaryota; Fungi; Ascomycota; Eurotiomycetes; Eurotiales; Aspergillaceae
Product: alpha-mannosyltransferase
Exons: 1
Coding region: 1-1452 (483 amino acids)
Biological process (GO): mannan biosynthetic process
Cellular component (GO): Golgi apparatus
Molecular function (GO): alpha-1,2-mannosyltransferase activity
Source: RefSeq, a predicted model, not a curated record
AUGUCAAAAAUACAAUAUCGCUCACGCCGGAAAAUUCCUGUGACCCUGGUGGCUACUGUGUUUCUUGUCAGCUCGUACAUUCUUUGUGUCUGCCUAAUUGGGGUCUUGAGGACGUCUCCAGAUCCCCUGCCUAAUUGCCAGGUUCGGCUCUGGCAUCAGCUACAUGCACUUUUUACGGAACAUGAACCACACUGCCCUUCGCCAACCCUGCGGGACUCUGUGGGACUGCCGCGAUUUAAUGCUAUUAAGAAGUCUCAUCGGCUAAACUAUAUUAACAAUGCCGACGAGAUCCGAGAGCCCCUACGGGUUGCACAUGACGGCUUUACUCAGGACAUGCGUACACUUGACAGCGAACGAGCUUAUUACGCUGGAUCUAAGGGGAUUGUAUCCGCAGCUGGAGGACCCUACCUGCCUGCCUUUGUGGUUACCCUACGGAUGCUGCGACGAACUGGAUCCACUUUACCCGUGGAACUCUUUAUGCGGGAUUAUCUUGAGUAUGAGCCAUAUAUUUGCGAGGUAGUUCUCCCGCCUCUCCAGGCCCAAUGCAUUAUUCUCUCGGAGAUUGUGCUGGGCGGGUUCGGCGAUCCCCGUUACACCAUCGAGCAUUAUCAGAUUAAAUCAUUUGCAAUACUCUUUUCAUCGUUUGAAAGUGUUCUGUGGAUGGAUGCGGACUGCAUUCCACUGUACAACCCCUCUCCGUUGCUAUCUUCGGAGCCUUUUAUCUCAACUGGUCUGGUUACCUGGCCGGAUUUCUGGACUAAUACGGCCUCGCCGCUGUACUUCCAGAUAUCUCGUCAACCUGAGCCGCCCACCACUGCACGCCAAGCAACCGAGGCUGGUAUGUUGCUGAUCUCUAAGAAAAGCCAUUGGAUGACUUUGCUCCUGGCCGCCUACUACAACUACUACGGGCCCUCGUUCUAUUACCGGCUUCUGGGACAAGGCGCCCCCGGCGAAGGUGACAAGGACACCUUCCUCCAGGCGGCGACAGCCGUCGGUGAAGAAUACUACGCUGUCAGUGAGGCUGUAGCCGAUCUGGGCCACCCAGAUAGUUCCGGCAAAGGGGUCCUCGGUGCCGCAAUGUUGCAGGCAGAUCCCAUGGAAGACUAUGCGCUUACCAGCCGGGGGAAAUGGCGUGUAAAGGAUCCAUCGGUGGCGGAGGCGGCCCGGGGAUUCUUUAUCCACUCAUAUAAUCCAAAGUUUAAUCCGGGAGGAGAUCUCCUGGGAGAGAAGGCGCAAGAUGCGAAAGGACAGCCAAGUCGGCUCUGGACAGCUAGUAUUAACGCAUUGCAAAGAAUAGGAUAUGAUGCAGAGAAGGUGGUAUGGGAGGAAGCAAAGACAGUGGCGUGCACUCUGGAGCAUGCGUUUGAGACAUGGAAAGGCAAGUCGGGAAUAUGUGAGGGGGUGCAGAAACAUUGGGAAUCAUUAUUUACAGAGGUCCAUUUUGGUAGUUGA